Coregonus sp. 'balchen' is the source of this 18227-nucleotide messenger RNA. The record is from the annotation of a GenBank genome assembly. Lineage: Eukaryota; Metazoa; Chordata; Actinopteri; Salmoniformes; Salmonidae.
AUAGAGAAGUUGGUAGCGUACCAGAGGGAGUUCCAUGCCCUGAAAGAGCGCCUCCGUGUGGCCGAGCACCGGACCCUGCAGCGCUCCUCAGAGCUCAACAACAUCCUGGAGCAGUUCAGACGGGCCAUCGCUGAGACUAACGGCAGUAAGGACGCUCUCGCCAACUUCUCAGGUACACACACCAUAUAUUUUACUAUCCUUGUGGGGAUCUAAAAUUGAUUUCCAUUACAACCCCCCCCCCCCCCCCCCCCAACUAUUCUACCAGUUGUAAUUUUAUGAUUCUCAACCAUUCUACCAGUUGUAAGUAUCAUUCUCAACCAUUCGACCAGUUGUAAAUAUCAUUCUCAACCAUUCUACCAUCUCCGAUUCCUUCCUGUAUGAUUAUGGCAGAUGAGACCCAGAAGCUGCUGAAGGAGCUAGCCAGUAGGAAGCCCCUUCAGGUGCCGAACAUCUACCACCACAUGCCUCACCUGCUCAACAAUGAGGGCAGCCUGCAACCCGCUGUCCAGGUGGGCAUGGGCCGCACCGGAGGUAAGAGAGACACACGCUCGCUCGCACACACAUUCCUAUUGUCAGCCCUGUCCUAGGCUAGUGUGUUACACGGCCUCCCAUCAGGACCUUUUGAGGUCAGUGUGUGUUUGUGACUUCAGGCAUAGUGGUGAGCGAUUAGUCUUGCUAUUGUAGCCCGGAGGCCAAUCUAGGCCCCAGUCUCACUCAGACCCCUAUUGUCCUACACAGCAUGGUCACUAUAUCACAUUCUCCUAAAGAGGUGUGUGUGUGUUAGACAGGGUUAGGAGGAUGAGCAGGGUCAAGGGCCGGUAAGUAAGGUGAGGAGAGUGUUAACAUGACUAAUUGGACUUCCCAGUGACUAGACAGGCUUUAGGGAGGACAUACAUGUUCUAAAGGGUGGAGGACACUAGCUGGCAGUUUGGAACAAACACACAACACUGUGUCUCUUGUAUCUCCUUUGUCUCAUCAAAGCCCAGUGACAUCAGUUUGAUGUUUGCCCAGACGGACUCUGAGACAAAGAAAGAGGAAGACAACAGUUUUUUGGUGUUAUGUGUGUAACAUGUGUGUCAUCUGUGGAUGCAGACAGGUCUUUUGAAGCCUUUUGAUAGCUCUUUGUCUGGUUUUUCUCUGAGGUAGAGGCUCUGAUCCUCUCAUAGGGUGUCUGUUGACAUCCUACUCCACUGUGAUGCCUGCUCCUUUGUUGCCGUUAUUGGCUGAUUAGUUUAGCCUGAGAGUUGUUUUUGUGUUCUGGUGUGGGGGGGGUCAUACUGUAUGGAAACAUGUUGUGGUUGUUGUGCUGCUGCUCUCCUGACAAAUCAAAUUUUAUUGGUCACAUACACAUAUUUAGCAGAUGUUGUUGCGGGUGUACUGUUGUGUUCCUAGCGCCGACAGUGCAGUAGUAUCUAACAAUUCAGUUAAUAUCUAACAAGUGAUGGACAAUAACUUGGUUUAGGGUCAAGAGCUCCCUACCGGCCCUCCCCUCUCAAUCUCCCCCUCUCUCAUCAAGUCUUUCACUCUCUAUCCUCUCAUCUCUCCCUCUCAUUCUCUUUCCGUUCUCUCUUCCUCAAUUUCUCUCUCUCUGUCUCUGUCUCUCUGUCUCUGUCUCUCUGUCUCUGUCUCUCUCUCUCUCUCUCUCUCUCUCUCUCUCUCUCUCUCUCUCUCUCUCUCUCUCUCUCCUCUCUCUCUCUCUCUCUCUCUGUCUCUCUCUCUGUCUCUCUCUGUCUCUCUCUGUCUCUCUCUGUCUCUCUCUCUCUCUCUGUCUCUCUCUCUCUCUCUGUCUCUCUCUCUCUCUCUCUCUCUCGCUCGCUGUCUCUCUCUCUCUGUGUGUGUGUGUGUGUGUGUGUGAGAGAGGGUGUUUGACAUUAGGGUUAUUUAAAGCAGUGCAAAUUGGGACAUCUGAAUGCAGAGAGCGAGAUGAUGAUGAGAGAAUGGGAGUAGGAGGGACUUUCUCUCUCCAGCCUGUCUUUUAGGCAUGACUCAUAGGGAACAUAAAGACUGUGUGUAUUGUAUCUAUUCAUAUGUAUUCUGGUUUUAUUUUGGUACAUUUGUCUAUCGUUUUGUAUGUUCUAUUUUUAUAUAAUUGUUUGGGAAUGAGUGAUUGACGAUGAUUGCCAUGUAGCCUGAUGUUUGAGUGUUAUGUACUAGCCUAGCUAGCAGUUAGCAGGGGGAAGCUGAUUGCCUUGAGGUCCAUUAAUCCCUACUGGUAUUGGAUCUGGUGUCUGAGGGGCUUAGGAUCUAGGACGGGGUUCCCCAACUGGCUCUAUUUGGCUCGUGGGUGGUUUUAUUUUGUCCCCUAAGUUUUCUGAGCAACAAAAUUACAUGUUCCGGCCCCCUGACCAUCCGCUCAAUAAAUAAUUGGCCCGCGGCUGAAUCUAGUUGAUCCCUUGUCUAGGAUCUAAACUCAAACACAUCACCCCUCUAUCUCUACUAGGCCUUACUAUACACCCAUGCACACACUGGACACACAUACACCCCCCGCCCCAUUCUGUUUGUACGCAGACGUCAGCUCACCAAUCACCAUUCCUCUGUCAGAGGAGCUGAGGCACAGAUGGAUGUGAUGAUUAGGGUUCUUUUCUGAGAGAGAUGAUGGGGGGAGAAAGGGGUUGAGUGAUGGCAUGAGAAGUAAACAAAACUGGAGGGAGGGAUGGUUUUGGUGAGUGUUUGUUUCCCCCCUCCCUCAUUGUGUCCCUUUAGCUUCCAUUUGCACUUGUGUUCUCCCUCUCACCAGCUUCUCUCUUUCUUCCUCCCUAUGUCGCUCUCUCUCGCUCUGCCUCACACUCUUUUCUUGGUCUCUUUUCCUCUCCCUAAUCUCUCUCCUUUCAUCCUCAACCUACUUUCCUGGUCCUGUGUGUCUCUGUGCUGUUCUGUGCUGUGUGAAGGGACACAAAGCAAAACAAGGACCGACUCUCCAUGCUGCACAGAUCACACUCCACCACUUUCAUCUCUCUCUCAAUUCAAUUCAAUUUAAGGGCUUAAUUGGCAUAGGAAACAUAUGUUAACAUUGCCAAAGCAAGUGAAGUAGAUAGUAAACAAAAGUGAAAUAAACAGUAAACAUUAACAGUAAACAUUACACUCAGAAGUUCCACAAGAAUAAAGACAUUUCAAAUGUCAUAUUAUGUGUAUAUAUAUAUAUACAGUGUUGUAACAAUGUGCAAAUAGUUAAAGUACAAAUGGGAAAAUAAAUAAACAUAAAUAUGGGUUGUAUUUACAAUGGUGUUUGUUCUUCACUGGUUGCCCUUUUCUUGUGGCAACCGGUCACAAAUCUUGCUAAUCUUGCUGCUGUGAUGGCACACUGUGGUUUUUCACCCAGUAGAUAAGGCAGUUUAUCAAAAUUGGGUUUGUUUUGGAAUUCUUUGUGGAUCUCUGUAAUCUGAGGGAAAUAUGUGUCUCUAAUAUGGUCAUACAUUUGGCAGGUUAGGAAGUGCAGCUCAGUUUCCACCUCAUUUUGUGGGCAGUGUGCACAUAGCCUGUCUUCUCUUGAGAGCCAGGUCUGCUUACGGCGGCCUUUCUCAAUAGCAAGGCUAUGCUCACUGAGUCUGUACAUAGUCAAAGCUUUCCUUAAUUUUGGGUCAGUCGCUGUGGUCAGGUAUUCUGCCACUGUGUACUCUCUGUUUAGAGCCAAAUAGCAUUCUAGUUUGCUCAGUUUUUUUGUUAAUUCUUUCCAAUGUGCCAAGUAAUUCUCUUUUUGUUUUCUCAUGAUUUGGUUGGGUCUAAUUGGGUUGUUGUUGUCCUGGGGCUCUGUGGGGUCUGUUUGUGUUUGUGAACAGAGCCCCAGGACCAGCUUACUUAAUAAUAAAUAAAUAAUAUGCUAUUUAGCAGACGCUUUUAUCCAAAGCGACUUACAGUCAUGUGUGCAUACAUUUUUACGUAUGGGUGGUCCCGGGGUCGAACCCACUACCCUGGCGUUACAAGCGCCAUGCUCUACCAAUUGAGCUACAGAGGACCACACUUACUUACUUAGGGGACUCUUCUCCAAGUUCAUCACUUUGUAGGUGAUUGCUUUGUUAUGGAAGGUUUGGGAAUUGCUUCCUUUUCAGUGUAGUCCCCUGUAGCUCAGUUGGUAGAGCAUGGCGCUUGCAACGCCAGGGUUGUGGGUUCGUUUUCCACGGGGGGCCAGUAUGAAAAUGUAUGCACUCACUAACUGUAAGUCACUCUGGAUAAGAGCGUCUGCUAAAUGACUAAAAUGUAAAUAUAAGUGGUUAUAGAAUUUAACGGCUCUUUUCUGGAUUUUGAUAAUUAGUGGGUAUCGGCCUAAUUCUGCUCUGCAUGCAUUAUUUGGUGUUUUUCGUUGUACACAGAGGAUAUUUUUGCAGAAUUCUGCAUGCAGAGUCUCAAUUUGUUGUUGGUGAGUGGACCCCAGACCUCACAACCAUAAAGGGCAAUGGGUUCUAUAACUGAUUCAAGUAUUUUUAGCCAGAUCCUAAUUGGUAGGUCAAAUUUUGUUCCUUUUGAUGGCAUACAGGGCCCUUCUUGCCUUGUCUCUCAGAUCUCGCACUCUCUCUCUCUCUCUCUCUCUCGCUCUCGCUCUCUCUGUCUUGCUCUCUCCUUCUCUCGCGCUCUCUCUCUCUCACUCACACACACACACACACACACACACUCAUUCAUUCACAGUCUUUCAGUCUGUGAAUUGUCUUCCCUGACCGUUCCCCCUUAUUUUCCAGUGUUUGCCCUAGAGCUACUCUCCAUAUUGGCACCAUAAUAGAGAAUAAACACCCACACACUGUAGAUGUGAAGUUCUGUACCAUAGUGCUACAGUCACUGUUGUUCUCAUUCUCACUCCUGGUGCAGAAGGAUAUUGUUUUGGGGAGAAAGAAUACAUGUGAAUAUUUUCCUUUUUCUGCCCCACAAUUUGAAUUUUGAAAGGCAAACAUCCCACGCUCGCCAGUCUAAAAUAAGAAAGAGAGGGUGGGAGCGAGGGAGUAAAUAAUGUGGUCCUCAGCGAGAAUGAAGAGCAGAGUGCUAUUGAGUAGUGCACACACGCAGCCCUGUUCCCCAGAGAAGGGAUCCCUGGGCCUAUUGUGUCUGUGUAGUACAAAUGGAGUGAUAUGUCUGUAGUACAGUCUCUUCUAUUCCAGUGUGGUGUGGUUUUCACUGAAUCUCCCCAUCUAAGGUACAGAACUGUCUCUCUUCCCCCUUCAGGACACAUACGGUAGGACUGAUAGCCAGGAGAAUAACAGUAGCUGCUGUCUCACCCAUCUCCCUUGCUCUCUCUGUCUGUCUCGUUCUCUCUCUCUCUCUCUCUCUCUCUCUCUCUCUCUCUUUCCUUAGUUGAACUUCUGCCCUCCAUGAACUGAAAAUGUUUGUUUUCUUAAAAUACAAUGCGACUUAAGAGUUACCACAUUUAACACGUCCUGUUCUCUGCCUGUGUUUCUUCCUCUAUGGUCUGACCCUGUUCUUACCCGGGUCCUCUCAUUUCCGCCCAGUCUCCAUGGUGAUGGGUAUUCCUACCGUAAAGCGUAAAGUGAAGUCGUACCUGGCCGAGACUCUGCACUCGCUCAUCGACAAGCUCUCACCUGAGGAGAAACUCGACUGUGUCAUCAUCGUCUUCGUUGGAGAGGUGGGGGGAAAAAUUAUCAUACUCUCACGCCAAUGCUCACGUGCACGUUCUCUCACUCACUCACUCACUCACUCUCACAUAUAUAUAUAUAUGUAUGUGUGUGUGUGUGUGUGUGUGUGUGUAUACAGUGGGGAAAAAAAGUAUUUAGUCAGCCACCAAUUGUGCAAGUUCUCCCACUUAAAAAGAUGAGAGAGGCCUGUAAUUUUCAUCAUAGGUACACGUCAACUAUGACAGACAAAUUGAGAUUUUUUAAAAAGAAAAUCACAUUGUAGGAUUUUUAAUGAAUUUAUUUGCAAAUUAUGGUGGAAAAUAAGUAUUUGGUCAAUAACAAAAGUUUCUCAAUUCUUUGUUAUAUACCCUUUGUUGGCAAUGACACAGGUCAAACAUUUUCUCUAAAUCUUCACAAGGUUUUCACACACUGUUGCUGGUAUUGUUGCCCAUUCCUCCAUGCAGAUCUCCUCUAGAGCAGUGAUGUUUUGGGGCUGUCGCUGGGCAACACAGACUUUCAACUCCCUCCAAAGAUUUUCUAUGGGGUUGAGAUCUGGAGACUGGCUAGGCCACUCCAGGACCUUGAAAUGCUUCUUACGAAGCCACUCCUUCGUUGCCCGGGCGGUGUGUUUGGGAUCAUUGUCAUGCUGAAUGACCCAGCCACGUUUCAUCUUCAAUGCCCUUGCUGAUGGAAGGAGGUUUUCACUCAAAAUCUCACGAUACAUGGCCCCAUUCAUUCUUUCCUUUACAUGGAUCAGUCGUCCUGGUCCCUUUGCAGAAAAACAGCCCCAAAGCAUGAUGUUUCCACCCCCAUGCUUCACAGUAGGUAUGGUGUUCUUUUGAUGCAACUCAGCAUUCUUUGUCCUCCAAACACGACGAGUUGAGUUUUUACCAAAAAGUUAUAUUUUGGUUUCAUCUGACCAUAUGACAUUCUCCCAAUCCUCUUCUGGAUCAUCCAAAUGCACUCUAGCAAACUUCAGACGGGCCUGGACAUGUACUGGCUUAAGCAGGGGGACACGUCUGGCACUGCAGGAUUCGAGUCCCUGGCGCCGUAGUGUGUUACUGAUGGUAGGCUUUGUUACUUUGGUCCCAGCUCUCUGCAGGUCAUUCACUAGGUCCCCCCGUGUGGUUCUGGGAUUUUUGCUCACCGUUCUUGUGAUCAUUUUGACCCAACGGGGUGAGAUCUUGCGUGGAGCCCCAGAUCGAGGGAGAUUAUCAGUGGUAUUGUAUGUCUUCCAUUUCCUAAUAAUUGCUCCCACAGUUGAUUUCUUCAAACCAAGCUGCUUACCUAUUGCAGAUUCAGUCUUCCCAGCCUGGUGCAGGUCUACAAUUUUAGUUUCUGGUGUCCUUUGACAGCUCUUUGGUCUUGGCCAUAGUGGAGUUUGGAGUGUGACUGUUUGAGGUUGUGGACAGGUGUCUUUUAUACUGAUAACAAGUUCAAACAGGUGCCAUUAAUACAGGUAACGAGUGGAGGACAGAGGAGCCUCUUAAAGAAGAAGUUACAGGUCUGUGAGAGCCAGAAAUCUUGCUUGUUUGUAGGUGACCAAAUACUUAUUUUCCACCAUAAUUUGCAAAUAAAUUCAUAAAAAAUCAUAAAAUGUGAUUUUCUGGAUUUUUUUUCCUCAAUUUGUCUGUCAUAGUUGACGUGUACCUAUGAUUAAAAUUACAGGCCUCUCUCAUCUUUUUAAGUGGGAGAACUUGCACAAUUGGUGGCUGACUAAAUACUUUUUUCCCCCACUGUAUAUGUGUGUAUAUAUGUGUGUAUGUGUAUAUACAGUUGGAAGUUUACAUACACCUUAGCCAAAUACAUUUAAACUCUGUUUUUCACAAUUCCUGACAUUUAAUCCUGGUAAAAAUUCCCUGUCUUAGGUCAGUUAGGAUCACCACUUUAUUUUAAGAAUGUGAAAUGUCAGAAUAAUAGUAGAGAGAAUUAUUUAUUUCAGCUUUUCUUUCUUUCAUCACAUUCCCAGUGGCUCAGAAGUUUACAUACACUCAAUUAGUAUUUGGUAGCAUUGCCUUUAAAUUGUUUAACUUGGGUCAAACGUUUCGGGUAGCCUUCCACAAGCUUCCCACAAUAAGUUGGGUGAAUUUUGGCCCAUUCCUCCUGACAGAGGUGGUGUAACUGAGUCAGGUUUGUAGGCCUCCUUGCUCGCACAGGCUUUUUCAGUUCUGCCCACACAUUUUCUAUAGGACUGAGGUCAGGGCUUUGUGAUGGCCACUCCAAUACCUUGACUUUGUUGUCCUUAAGCCAUUUUGCCACAACUUUGGAAGUAUGCUUGGGGUCAUUGUCCAUUUGGAAGACCCAUUUGCGACCAAGCUUUAACUUCCUGACUGAUGUCUUGAGAUGAUGCCAUCUAUUUUGUGAAGUGCACCAGUCCCUCCUGCAGCAAAGCACCCUCACAGCAUGAUGCUGUCACCCCCGUGCUUCACGGUUGGGAUGGUGUUCUUCGGCUUGCAAGCAACCCCCUUUUUCCUCCAAACAUAACGAUGGUCAUUAUGGCCAAACAGUUCUAUUUUUGUUUCAUCAGACCAGAGGACAUUUCUCUAAAAAGUACGAUAUUUGUCCCCAUGUGCAGUUGCAAACCGUAGUCUGGCUUUUUUAUGGCGGUUUUGGAGCAGUGGCUUCAUCCUUGCUGAGCGGUCUUUCAGGUUAUGUCGAUAUAGGACUCGUUUUACUGUGGAUAUAGAUACUUUUGUACCUGUUUCCUCCAGAAUCUUCACAAGGUCCUUUGCUGUUGUUCUGGGAUUGAUUUGCACUUUUCGCACCAAAGUACGUUCAUCUCUAGGAGACAGAACGCGUCUCCUUCCUGAGCGGUAUGACUGCUGCGUGGUCCCGUGGUGUUUAUACUUGCGUACUAUUGUUUGUACAGAUGAACGUAGUACCUUCAGGCAUUUGGAAAUUGCUUCUAAGGAUGACCCAGACUUGUGGAGGUCUACAAUUUUUUGGUUGAUUUCUUUUGACAUCUCAUGAUGUCAAGCAAAGAGGCACUGAGUUUGAAGGUAGGCCUUGAAAUACAUCCACAGGUACACCUCCAAUUGACUCAAAUGAUGUCAAUUAGCCUAUCAGAAGCUUCUAAAGCCAUGACAUCAUUUUCUGGAAUUUUCCAAGCUGUUUAAAGGCACAGUCAACUUAGUGUAUGUAAACUUCUGACCCACUGGAAUUGUGAUACAGUGAAUUAUAAGUGAAAUAAUAUCUCUGUAAACAAUUGUUGGAAAAAUUAUUUGUGUCAUGCACAAAGUAGAUGUCCUAACCGACUUGCCAAAACUAUAGUUUGUUAACAAGAAAUUUCUGGAGUGAUUGAAAAACGAGUUUUAAUGACUCCAACCUACGUGUAUGUAAACUUCCGACUUCAACUGUAUAUAUGUGUGUAUGUAUAUAUAUAUAUAUAUAUAUAUAUAUGUGUAUAUGUAUAUGUAUAUACAGUGAGGGGAAAAAAGUAUUUGAUCCCCUGCUGAUUUUGUACGUUUGCCCACUGACAAAGAAAUGAUCCGUCUAUAAUUUUAAUGGUAGGUUUAUUUGAACAGUGAGAGAGAAUAACAACAAAAAAAUCCAGAAAAACGCAUGUCAAAAAUGUUAUAAAUUGAUUUGCAUUUUUAUUUGGGAAAUAAGUAUUUGACCCCCUCUCAAUCAGAAAGAUUUCUGGCUCCCAGGUGUCUUUUAUACAGGUAACGAGCUGAGAUUAGGAGCACACUCUUAAAGGGAGUGCUCCUAAUCUCAGCUUGUUACCUGUAUAAAAGACACCUGUCCACAGAAGCAAUCAAUCAAUCACAUUCGAAACUCUCCACCAUGGCCAAGACCAAAGAGCUCUCCAAGGAUGUCAGGGACAAGAUUGUAGACCUACACAAGGCUGGAAUGGGCUACAAGACCAUCGCCAAACAGCUUGGUGAGAAGGUGACAACAGUUGGUGCGAUUAUUCGCAAAUGGAAGAAACACAAAAUAACUGUCAAUCUCCCUCGGCCUGGGGCUCCAUGCAAGAUCUCACCUCGUGGAGUUGCAAUGAUCAUGAGAAUGGUGAGGAAUCAGCCCAGAACUACACGGGAGGAUCUUGUCAAUGAUCUCAAGGCAGCUGGGACCAUAGUCACCAAGAAAACAAUUGGUGACACACUACGCCGUGAAGGACUGAAAUCCUGCAGCGCCCGCAAGGUCCCCCUGCUCAAGAAAGCACAUAUACAUGCCCGUCUGAAGUUUGCCAAUGAACAUCUGAAUGAUUCAGAGGAGAACUGGGUGAAAGUGUUGUGGUCAGAUGAGACCAAAAUGGAGCUCUUUGGCGUCAACUCAACUCGCCGUGUUUGGAGGAGGAGGAAUGCUGCCUAUGACCCCAAGAACACCAUCCCCACCGUCAAACAUGGAGGUGGAAACAUUAUGCUUUGGGGGUGUUUUUCUGCUAAGGGGACAGGACAACUUCACCGUAUCAAAGGGACGAUGGACGGGGCCAUGUACCGUCAAAUAUUGGGUGAGAACCUCCUUCCCUCAGCCAGGGCAUUGAAAAUGGGUCGUAGAUGGGUAUUCCAGCAUGACAAUGACCCAAAACACAUGGCCAAGGCAAUAAAGGAGUGGCUCAAGAAGAAGCACAUUAAGGUCCUGGAGUGGCCUAGCCAGUCUCCAGACCUUAAUCCCAUAGAAAAUCUGUGGAGGGAGCUGAAGGUUCGAGUUGCCAAACGUCAGCCUUGAAACCUUAAUGACUUGGAGAAGAGUGGGACAAAAUCCCUCCUGAGAUGUGUGCAAACCUGAUGGCCAACUACAAGAAACGUCUGACCUCUGUGAUUGCCAACAAGGGUUUUGCCACCAAGUACUAAGUCAUGUUUUGCAGAGGGGUCAAAUAUUUUUUUUCCCUCAUUAAAAUGCUAAUCAAUUUAUAACAUUUUUGGAUUUUUUUGUUGUUAUUCUGUCUCUCACUAUUCAAAUAAACCUACCAUUAAAAUUAUAGACUGAUCAUGUCUUUGUCAGUGGUACAAAAUCAGCAGGGGAUCAAAUACUUUUUUCCCUCUGUGUGUGUGUGUGUGUGUGUGUGUGUGUAUAUAUAUACACACACACACACACACACACACACACACACACACACACAUUGAAACACACACUGUUUCAUACAAAUAAGAACAUUAUAUUCUGUGUCUCUGCAGACGGAAACUGAAUACGUCCAAAGCGUGGUUACUGGACUGGAGAAAGAGUGAGUGACAUCGCGUCCUGUCUUUGUGAUGACUGUUUCCUGUCUGAUAAUCCCCCUGGCUGUUUAUAGAGGACAGAAGUAGUAUGACAACUUUUGUGUGCGUGCGUGCGUCUAUCCCAGGUUUUCUUCAGAAUUCAGUUCAGGUUUGUUGGAGCUGAUCUCUCCUCCUGCCAGCUACUACCCAGAUCUCAAAGACCUCAAGGAGACCUUCGGAGACUCCAGAGAGCGGGUCAGGUGAAGUAAAAUAUUCAACAUUUGAAUCUGUAAAGAAUCAGAGGAACUUCCUCUCAUCUUCAAUUGGUGACAAACAUUGGCAAACGUUCAAAUAACAGACACACUCCAUCACUUCUGUACAUCUCCAGCCAAUCUCCACUGCUCACACCCCAAAAUGACUUUGUUCUGGUUAUUUGUUGUUGAUGUGCCACGUCCGGUGGGCAUUGCCAAUGACAAUACAGAGAGAAUGAGAGAGGAGAGAGGGAUGAGCUGUAAGGGGUGGGCCAGGCACUCAGUAUUCCACAGGCAUCCCUCAAAGUCAGCUCAAGGUCGACUGCACCCCUCCCUAUCUCCUUCCCUUCUCCCUGCCUCCCCCUUCCCCCUCCCUCCUACAUUGACUGUGCUGUGGAAACCUCUCUCUCUGUGUCUCAAUCGCUCUCUGUCGCUCUCUCUGUUGCUCUCUGUCACCCUCUGUCGCUCUGUCUGUCGCUCUCUGUCUGUCCCUCUGUCGCUCUCUGUCUGUCCCUCUGUCGCUCUCUGUCGCUCUCUGUCUGUCCUCUGUCGCUCUCUGUCUGUCCCUCUGUCGCUCUCUGUCCUGUCGCUCUCUGUCUGUCCCUCUGUCGCUCUCUGUCUGUCCCUCUGUCGCUCUCUCUGUCCCUCUGUCGCUCUCUGUCUGUCCCUCUGUCGCUCUCUGUCUGUCCCUCUGUCGCUCUCUGUCUGUCCCUCUGUCGCUCUCUGUCUGUCGCUCUCGGUCUGUCGCUCUCUGUCUGCCGCAGUCUGUUUCGGUCUUUCUCUGCCGCGGUCUGUCUCUGCCGCGGUCUGUCUCUGCCGCGGUCUGUCUCUGCCGCGGUCUGUCUCUGCCGCGGUCCGUCUCUGUCGCGGUCCAUCGGUCUCUUUGUCUGUCUGUCUGUCUCUCUCUCGCUGGCUCUCUCGCUGUCUGUCUUUCUGGCUUUCUCUCACUCUGUGUGUGGGGGCUGAUAGAGAGCUGAUGUUUUGGAGAGUAAACAAUGUUUGAACUCGGUUAGAUGUGUGCUGCCCUUUGUUAGCGCUUGAUUUAAUUUCUGCUCAUUGAAUAUUUAUGAGAAGCCCCCUGGAAUCCCUGCUGCUGAGGUGGAAUGAAGUACAAUGCAACUCAUUAGUGUGGGUGGCGUGCGUGCGUUUGUGGGUGGCGUGCGUGCGUCCGCCUCCCUGUAUGUGUGUGUAUGCGCGUGUGCUGGUCCCAACACCUGCCGUCAGGCAGUGAUGUGCACACCUGCUCCCUCCAGCCACCACUCAUCAGUCAUUUAGUAACAGGGUUUGAGGAAAGGAUUCAUAAUCGUGUGUUUGUGUGUGUUGUAGAUGGCGGACCAAGCAGAAUCUGGACUAUUCCUUCCUCAUGAUGUAUGCUGUGAGCAAAGGAGUCUACUAUGUCCAGGUGUGUAUGUCCUUGGAACGCACAUUCUGCCCCUAGCCCUACUAAACCUGCGUUCCCGUUGGAAUAUGCCGGCAGGAGCAGUAUGUGUCUGGGGCAGAGCUGUAGUACACCUUGUACCAACACACUUCAGCAUCAUAGGGUUUGUUACCAUGGAAACACUGGUGAGCCAGCAGUUUGGAACAAGGCGUGCCCAAUUUGGACGUGUUCUUUACAUUAAACGAGGCCAGUUGCUAGUCUGUGUGUGUGUUGGUACAAGGUGUACAUACUGUGUCUGCAGCAGAGUUGCAUGCUCUUUCAUCAAGAGUUGGACAGCCCUUUUCUCCUCCUCUUAGUGUAUGUAAAGAUCAGAUAUACUGUACAGGUUGUUCUAUCUGUUAUAUCAACCACCUGCUGCUCCCUCCCUUCCAUUGAUCACAAACAUAUAUAGAUACACUGAGAACACCUUCCUAAUAUUGAGUUGCACCCCCUUUUGCCCUCAGAACAGCCUCAAUUCGUCGGGGCAUGGACUCUACAAGGUGUCGAAAGCGUUCCACCGGGAUGCUGGCCCAUGUUGACUCCAAUGCUUCCCACAGUUGUGUCAAGUCUGCUGGAUGUCCUUUGGGUGGUGGAUCAUUCUCGAUACACACAGGAAACUGUUGAGUGUGAAUCCCAGCAGUGUUGCAGUUCUUGACACACUCGAACCGGUGCACCUGGCACCUACUACCAUACCCCGUUCAAAGGCACAUAAAUAUUUUGUCUUGCCCAUUCACCCUCUGAAUGGCACAAUCCAUGUCUCAAUUGUCUCGAGGCCUAAAAAUCCUUAUUUAACCUGUCUCCUCCCCUUCAUCUACACUGAUUUUAAGUGGAUUUAACAAGUGACAUCAGUAAGGGAUCAUAGCUUUCACCUGGUCAGUCUACGUCAUGGAAAGAGCAGGUGUUCCUAAUGUUUUGUACACUCAGUGUAUAAUGAGCUACCACAUUGGAUCUCAUCUCAUCCUCUAUUAACCCCUUCUCUCGUUCUUUCUUUCCUUCUUUCUAAUUUUGGUUGUUUUCAUCUUCCAUCCUGUGUUGACGUUGUCUCCACUCAGGGGAGGAGUGGGCAGAGGUACUGAAUGCUGUCAUUGACAGUGUGUAGUUCAGUCUACUGUAGGCCGUAGACGACAUUCAGUGCCUAUAGAAAGUAGCUUAGUAAGAGACUUGUGUGGUGUUCCAUGUUGGUCAGCUGUAUGUGUGAUAAGUAGAUGACUAGAUGUGUGAUGGCCGAACCCCUUCAAGCCUAAUCUCACCAGUCACUCCACCCCCUCCCUCUCCACCCCCCUCCCUCUCCACCCCCUCCCUCUCCUCCCAGUUGGAGGAUGACAUUGUGGCCAAGCCCAACUACUUUGCCACCAUGAAGAACUUUGCCCUGCAGCUCUCCUCCGAGGACUGGAUGAUCCUCGAGUUCUCCCAGCUUGGCUUUAUCGGUAACGCACACAUACACACACACACACUCUGGGCAUUUAGCAACCCUCUAACAAGCUAUUAGUCAGCAAUUAAUGGUCCUUAACGAACGGUCACUGAGGCUUAACAAGGAAUCCUUGACCCUUAACGAACACUGACUGUCAGCUAAAAUGAAGGAAAGUCAGAAAGGAGACUUUUUAGAGUUUAAAAAAACGAAGCUAGGUUUGAAUAGCCAGCCCACUGGUUUUCCUCCUCUCUUUCCUCCCUCCUUCCCCUCUUUUUCAACUCUCUCCCCUCAAUCUUGAUUCCCCAUACCCCCCUCUCCUCGAUUCACUCUCUCCUCGAUUCACUCUCCCUCCCCAUCUACCUCUCUCCUUCUCCCUCCUCCUCUCAGGUAAGAUGUUCCAGGCUCCAGAUCUCAAUCUGAUCGUAGAGUUUAUCUUCAUGUUCUAUAAGGAGAAGCCCAUUGAUUGGCUACUGGACCACAUCCUCUGGGUCAAAGUGUGUAACCCGGAGAAAGACGCAGUACGUACACACCCUGUUUGGUUGUUUGUGUAUGUGGGUGGUAUCUUCAACAACUCUCUUGACUCUCUCUCCAUCUACCCUUUCUCCCUACAGAAGCACUGUGAGAGGCAGAAGUCGAGUCUGCGUGUGCGGUUCAGGCCCUCCCUCUUUCAACAUGUGGGGUUGCACUCCUCUCUGGCUGGAAAGAUACAGAAACUCACUGUGGGUCCUAAACCUCUCUCUAUCACACUCCCUCUGGAUCACUCUCCCUGCAUCAGCCUUAGAUCAAAAUUCCUGUACCAUAUGUCUUAAGUACCCCCAAACACCACCCCCAUCUACCCAAAUAUCACCUCAGCCCACCAACUCACGGCCAUCAUACUAGGCCAUGCUGACUUCCCCCUGGUAUGACCACUUCCUGUCGUCUCUGCUGGUGUCUCACUUCCUCUUCCUUUCCCCUUGACUUCCUGUUUAGGAUAAGGACUUCCUGAAACCCCUGCUCCAUAAAAUCCAUGUGAACCCGCCUGCUGAGGUGUCCACAUCUCUCAAGGUACAUCACCCUUAAACCACAACACAACUUUCUAGCUUGGCCUUCUUAUGAGUUGAAAAAUGUCUAUUGUUUUAAAGCCUCAAUAUUGGCUUUUUAUUUCAAUAAGGUAGUAUUCCCAGUAUUAAUGAUUUAAAUGCAUUUCAAAAGUUUGAUUUGUGUAAUUAUUUGAGAAGUGUACUGAGAGGUUUUGAGUGCAUUUAGCUGACAUUGUGCUGUGUAGGUGUACCAGGGCCACACGUUGGAGAAGACCUACCUAGGAGAAGACUUCUUCUGGGCCAUCAACCCUACUGCUGGAGACUACGUCCUCUUCAAGUUCGACAGGCCCGUCAGCAUAGAGAGGUGAGGAGGGAGAGGGAGCUGUGUUUGUGUGCACGCAUGCUUGUGUGUGUAAGUGUGUGCAUUUCUGAGAGGGAAAAGGGAGGUCGUGCCACUCACACACUCUUCCACAAGCUUUAGCGUGCCUGUCUCUCUGGGGCUCAGUGUGUGCUAAUGAGUGUUCUAAAAUAAGAACUCCCGAAACUGCGAGUGAGAUUCAAGGAAAGAAAUAGCGGAAGGGUUUGGAGGGAGAAAGGAAGGGCUAAGAAAGGGAUGUGGAAGAGGAGCUAGAUGAGGGGAUGUGGAUGGGAUAAAUGAGUAAAGAGGCUAUAGAGGUGUUGGAUAAGUCAGGGAGCUUCAGAGUGAUUGACAGAGAGGAGAGGGAGAAAGAGAGAAGAAAAGAGAACAACUCAUCACUCUGUUUCAUGUGUUGUGUUUUUGUUCAUAGCAGUCAGUGACCUCUCUCCAGUGUUGGUGUCUGGGCUUGAUUUGCAUCUAUUAGCCAUGUGAUGUGUGACAAGCUUCAUUAACACCUUAAGUGGAGGGGUGUGUGUGCGCAUGCGCCAUUGCUGCCUCAGGCUUGGUUUAGACUUGUCAGAUGUGUCGUUCCAAAAGCACAGCACAUUGUGUGACAGGACAGUGUUGCUUGUAAGCAUGCAUAUUCAUGAGUGUGCCGUGGGACGUGAAUAUGCAUUAAUAGGUGUUGUGUGAUUGGCAGGUUCCUGUUCCGCAGUGGGAACCAGGAACACCCUGGGGACAGGAUAGAAAACACCACCGUAGAGAUACUGCCCUUCUCGGUAAGACGACAACAUUCAGACAAUGCACAGACAACAUUCAGACAACAUUCAGACAUCGCAAAGACAACAUUCAGACGACAGUGUGCAAUGACACGUAAACAGAGUCAGUAGAUCAGACCCAGCACUUGUUUCUGAUUUGGUUUAUUGACUCAUCACUCAAAAUGUGUAUUGAUUUGGUUAUUGAAAAGAUCAUGAGCAUUGCCUGCUCCAAUCAAUAUCACUGCAUGAGGCGGGAGAUACUAGUUAACAAGGCUCUCUACCUAGUGUAUGCAUAACAUUACGAAAAUAAUCAGAAUAUGUCUGUGUCUGAAGGAAACUGGACCAAAGACCAAAGAGAAGUACAAGCGAACUGAAGACCGCUACUACAGAAUCGGUGAGUGGACAGGCACCAACCCUCUUAUCCUGUUAGCUUUCUUUACUCAGAACACACACACCCUGAUUAGAUUACCCACUCGCAUUGUUCCUGCCACAGACUGAUAAACAAUGUACAAACUGCCUGUCAAAGGUCCUCAAUCACAGCUCCCCCCCCUUUCUCUCCCUAGGUCAGUUUGAGAAGGGUGUGGCGGAGGGGGCUGUAGACACCUCCUUCAACCCAGUGGUGGCGCUGCGUCUCUCUGUUGUCAAAGACUCAGCUGUCUGGGCCAUCCUCAGUGAGGUCAGCCAAUCACACAGCAUCAUCUGUCCUUUUAUCUUUUACCAAAUGUAUCUAUUGUUCUAUGUACCCAAGGUAAUGUUAUCCUGUAUAACGACAGGUGUGUGUGUGACAUGUCUGUGUUCCUCUGUGUCUCUCUGUAGAUCCACAUAAAAAAGCUACCAGGCUGACAUCAGGCGGGGGGCCACAAUCCAGGCCCCCGGCCCCGGGUUGCUCGCAGACGCACCUAAAAUGUACUGACCAGAGGCCCUCUGGCACCUAGCAACCAGCAGAGACGUCCUCAGGCCGCACCAGAGCCACUCCUCUCAGGGCUUCUGUCUGAGGACGCUCUCAUUCAAUCGCUUUAUCUCUCUCUGCUUCUCCUUUCUUCCCUCUCUUUUACCCCUCCAUCUCUUCCUCUUUCUCUCCCACUCUCUCUAUCACUUGCUCUCUAUCUUUUUGCGUGAAUGUGAAUGCUACUGUACAAAAGAGACAGAUAUAAAAUAUCAGAAGGAAUUGGGUGUAUCCUGCAGAAUUCCGUUCCCAACUCUGACUGUCGAGGUAACUGUGUGUUACACAGAGGGCUUGUGACUUGGAGAGACUGACCUGAGGGGCUGAUGUCACCCAGACACUGGUGCAAAGUAGAUGCUCACUACUCCAUGUGCUCUCUACCAUCCCCAUCUCUGGUCUGGUCAGCUGGGGUAUUGCACUGUCACUGGAGCCAUAGUGGAGCCCCCUGCUGGUGACUGAAGAAUGUAUAUCAGCCUCACGGACCUGUUGCUUUUUGUUGUUUUCCACAGGGUUGUGUGUUCUAGCGAAACAGCAAGUAAUAGACAAGUAAGUUGUCAGUCAUCUUAUGGUGGUGGAUAACUGCCUUUGUUCCUUUCUCCUCAGCUCUUCUUCUGAAGGGGAUUACAAUGACUAUGGCAAACGAAGCAGAAAACAAAAUGUGGUUCCCCAUCUUUAAAGUGACAGGUCUGUCAAACUAUAUCUUGAUGAAGAAUGCUCUGGGUAAAAGUAACCCGUAGGCGCAGAUCUAGGGUCAGCUUACCUUGCCCAGGUCCCAGUCCCAACCUUAACCAUUCUAAGGCAAAAACCUGAAACCUACAGUAUAUAUGAUCUGUGUCUGGGACAGUUUCAUCCUAUUCAUUAUUAAAUGAAGAAUCUUGGUGACUGAAGGAAACCAUAUCUAUUGUCAGGCUGAAAGACCUCCAGUGUCCUUUUAGUGGUAAACCAAUCAGACUUUGGCCUUGACUUUGCUUACCUGAAGGGAUAUAUUGCUAUAUUGAUACUAAUAUUAUUAUUACUAUGACGAUGAUCUAUGAAGGUGAAUUAAUUUAUUUGAAAUAAAUCCUUAAUUUGUACAAGAGGUUAAAAGUCAAAACGUCUGUGAAGAGUUUAUAUUACGGUAGUUGAUAUGUGCGUGCAUGCGCUCUUUUUGUUCCGAAAAGGAAUAAUUGUUUUCAGUGCUGCUUUGUGUUUCAUGUUCUCUUGUCUGCUGGUUGGUUCAGAUAGAGGUUGACUCCAAACAGUCUGUUUUUGGAUGACCUUUCCCAGACAGUCAAAGUUAAAAUGAUAAAUGAGAGAUGUCAGAACAGUCCUUAAAGCUAGAACCCUUAAUUGAAACAUUAACGACGUGGACACCCCGCCUCUGUUUUGGUAAAA